UUGCGCUCUCGGAAGGCGCCCAAAACAACCUGAACAGCUUCUGAACCGCCGAGCCAUUGGCCUCUCGUUUCGUGGCCGGUCACAGCGUCCGUCGAUGGCGUGCCAUGUUUGGAGCUUCAUGGCCUGGGUGGUAACCUCAGAGGCGGCGAUCCUGCUCACGGGCUACAACCGCUGGGGGAACUUCAGCCAGAACCCGUCCGGAGAGGUGGCGGAGGCCUUGAAUGGCAGUGUUGUGGAAGAUCUGUUGAUCCACAGCAUUCGCAUCGACGUGAGUGAAGCCGGAGUUCUGGAAGCCUCGCAGAUGGUGCGAGAUGGCCUUUGGGAUGCGAUUGUCCAUCUAGGCUUUGAGGAUGAAGCCAAAGGCUUGAAGCUGGAGACCAUGGCCUUCAAUGCGCGCGCUGAAAACAAAGGCCCAGUGGUGCCGACUGGCCCCAAGUUGCUUCCGACCACCGGGGAUCUCGGGGCCGUGGCACUAAAUACGAAGAACCCCCAUGAGCUUUGGAGCCGAGAUGCAGGCACCUUUUUCUGCAAUGAGAUCUAUUACCGAACCCUCUACCAGCUCCGUGAGCGCGAGAAGCCUACAGCCCGCUGCCGUGGAGCGCUCGUGCCGUGCCUCUUCAUCCAUGUGCCGCCCCUGCACCAGCUGCCGCUGAAGGAGUCCAGUUCCUUCGUCUUCAGCUUGCUGGGAGACCUGAUCCGAGCUUCUGGGUGCCCGCGCACACGGAAGUGGUUCCAUGCCUACGGAUGACCCCGGAGAAGCGUUGGCCUCUAGGCCACCCCAGAAGCCUGGCAGAUCCUCUGACCCUCUGCAGGGCCCUGGGAGGAUCCGAACCA
This is a messenger RNA of Durusdinium trenchii, 834 nucleotides long. Lineage: Eukaryota; Dinophyceae; Suessiales; Symbiodiniaceae. The record is from the annotation of a GenBank genome assembly.